AUGAUCAGAGAGGAUUCUAUUGCCGUCUGUGGCUGUUGUGGGGGUUUUUUCUUCAGAAAAGAUAUAUCUAUAAUUGAAAGAAUCACACUGAAAGAAGCUUGGGGUUGUGAUGAUAAUGUAGUUGGAAAAGCCUUCUGGGCAAUUAAUAAUCAAUAUAUUACAACUGCUUUUCUGAAUAGGUUAACCAUUGAUCAGAUCCCAUUAUUCUCCACUUACAUAGCAGUCUCGUCACUUCCUCCCAAUUUUGAUGACACCUAUACUAUUCAUUUGAGCUUAACCCGUAAGAUAUGCUAUGUCAAGAAUUACAUCAGAGGCAAUAUCAGUCGAGCAAAAGUUUGGAGAGCAGCCGUUUUCUUACAGUCAACACCACUCUACCAAGAGUACAAUAUAACUUUAAGGACUGGUGAUGCUGAAGGGCAAGAUCAGAGUGUAGAAGAAGUUGGAGAAGAUAAGUUAGAAGACAACGGUAACCAAGAAUCUGUAAUUGUCUCUGACUAUGAAGCUAUCAGACUUUCAUCUGGAGAUAACAGAAUACCAUUAUCUGUUCUAACUGACAAAGAUAGUGACUUUCUAUCUUUCCCAAAGAUAUUUUGA
Messenger RNA from Phycomyces blakesleeanus NRRL 1555(-), 594 nucleotides. RefSeq lists its product as hypothetical. The transcript is spliced from 3 exons. The record is from RefSeq and is a predicted model, not a curated record. NCBI's taxonomy places the organism in Eukaryota, Fungi, Mucoromycota, Mucoromycetes, Mucorales, Phycomycetaceae. The coding region runs from base 1 to 594 and encodes 197 amino acids.